CAGUAUUUGAAGCUUGGCUGGAAGCUAUUUCUCAGUUAAGGAAACCCUUAUCCCGUUACUACUGCACCUGCACAGCAGCUCCUAAAACCUCAGGACCUCAAAUGGCCUCCCCAUCUGUGACCACUCAGCCUCUUCCCUUUGGUCUGGAAAGGGAGAAACAUAUUGACAUGCUCUUCAGAGCUUUCCACAGUCAGAUUAGACCUACUACAGAUAUGCAGGACCUCACUGUGCUCCGGGAUACAGGCAGGACAAGAGGAGAGGAUGGAAGACCUGGAUGGAAAGAGACAGACAGUGAGAAUGAAAGACUGGGAAAACUGUCUGUUCUGAGAACAGUCACAAGACUUCACAUUACUGCCAGACCAGAGCUACAAGGUCCACAGUGUAUAACCCGAAGAACAUAUAACAUCUCCACAGAAAGCGGUGAUCAGCUCUUUGUGGCUGUGGAAGAGAGCUCAUGCAUGUGUAUGCAGUGCUGCGGUCCAGCUCGAUCCUGUUCACUACAAGGCUUUGAUAAGGAUGCAGAGUGUGUUUUCCUGUUUGAGAGGCCCCUGAGAGCAGAGAUGUGCUGGCUCGGCUGCUGCCUGAUGGAAAUAAAGGCCUAUACACCAGAGAGAGAGCUUAUUGGGACAGUUCACCAAAGGUGGAGCAUGUUCACGCCAUAUUUCGAGGUUUGUGACUCUGAGGGCAUCUCAGCUGUCAGGAUCCAGGGCUCCUGCUGCAACACACGCUGCCUCUCUGAGCAGGAGCUGCAGGUGGUUUCCAGUAUUGGUGAGAGUAUUGGGUGCAUAUGGAAGAGCUGGCCUGGAUAUAAUGAGGAAUGUAACAUGGAUCAUGAGCAUUUUGGACUGAAUGUACCUCAAGAAAUGAAUUUGAAGACCAAAGUGCUGUUACUAGCUGCUGCCUUCCUGCUGAAUCAUAUGUUUUUUGAGAUGAGCUAAAUGGAAAUGCUAAAGCUUCAAGGACAUGAAAGACAUCAGCUUUAUCUGCUAACAUCAGCUCUGAAGUGAAGUGUCAACCCAACAAUAUAGAACUAUGUUGACUCAUAACAAGAUGGAGCACUGCAUCAUGUUUCUAUGACAACUGCAAGGAGCAUAGAUGGUUGAUGCUUUUCUGAGCUAACUGCAUCUGAACUGUGUUGUGAACAUGAAUCUUCAUAUAAAACCACCCUAGACUUUGGGAACAUUUGCACAUUAAAAUAGAACAAAAUGCUAGCAAGUAAAAGGCCUUAUAGUAUUAUCCUAAACAGUCCAACCUCUGGUUGUGGCUCAAGUGUUUUUGCUAUAAAAUCUUUACUGUUUUUUAUAAAGAGAACCUAAGAAUAAUCUUUAUAUUGUUAGUAAUUUUUCAGCAUGGAUAUUUAAUGGACUGAAGCAAGGUUUCUUGAUUAUCCAUAAUUUUUUGAAAAAUCAUGUUCAAAUGUGAGUAUAAAAUAUGAUACAUUAGGGGUUUGAGCAACAUUUAUUUGUCCAUCUCUUAAUCAUCAUUGUAUUGCCUUGCAUUAUGUGUUGCCCACAAUAAAACUAAACAUUUAAAUACUGUCCUACUAAGUUAUUCUGAGAUACAGAGUAACAAUUAUAUUUAUAUACAUUUUAUUUAAUUAGACUGCUAGACUGUUUUAAUGAUCUCACUGAUUUGCAUUACAACCUAUCAAAAUUUCAUCUUUCUUUUUGGCCAUAAAAAUAUCAACGACAAUCAAAUGUCAUGUUUUUCAGUUUAGGCCUGUGAAUAAAAUGUUUUUUCCUCUUCUCAAAUAUGAGCAAUCAUAUUAUAUGGUUCAUAAAAGCCUGAUGUGUCAAAUAUGAUACUUAACAAAAAUACAUGUGCAUAAAAAAGGUCUGACUUUUUCAUGCAAGUCUUUAAAGGGUUAAACAUUCAAUGCACAUUUUUGUAAUACAAACAGAUGAUUACAAAUAUGGAUGUAUUUCUGCAUAUAAUAAAGAUUCUUGAAAUUUAGUUUGUUGGUUUGUUUAUAAUUUAACACCAUGUCAGAUACAACAGCUAGUUUCAUGCCAAGAAACAGGUUCAAAUAUAAAUAAAAAUAUUUUAAAUAAAC
Labeo rohita (rohu) is the source of this 2053-nucleotide messenger RNA. RefSeq names its product phospholipid scramblase family member 5. The coding region runs from base 102 to 938 and encodes 278 amino acids. The transcript has 8 exons. Gene Ontology annotation, cellular component: plasma membrane. NCBI's taxonomy places the organism in Eukaryota, Metazoa, Chordata, Actinopteri, Cypriniformes, Cyprinidae. Gene Ontology annotation, molecular function: phospholipid scramblase activity. Gene Ontology annotation, biological process: plasma membrane phospholipid scrambling. The record is from RefSeq and is a predicted model, not a curated record.